Letharia columbiana is the source of this 2586-nucleotide messenger RNA. RefSeq lists its product as uncharacterized. NCBI's taxonomy places the organism in Eukaryota, Fungi, Ascomycota, Lecanoromycetes, Lecanorales, Parmeliaceae. The coding region runs from base 1 to 2586 and encodes 861 amino acids. The record is from RefSeq and is a predicted model, not a curated record. The transcript has a single exon.
AUGGCGCCUUCUCUUGCCCCACAGAUGACCCUAAGUCCGGGUGCUACACCGAGCAAGCAGCCACGGCGGAUGGUGCCGAUUAUUCCUGCUAUACCGAGAAGUCUCGAGAAGCGGAAGCUCAAACAGGAUGUGAAGGGUAAUGAAGAUGGGGGAGGAGUUGGCAGUCCAAUUCGCCCAAUUCCUGGCGAAGGAAAAGAAGGGUCACAAGAGACUGCUGUAGCAGUGCAGAACGAAGCUCUCAACGGCUUAGAUACGAAAGAUGAUGUGCAAGGAAAUGUUGUGCAAGAGGCUGUUGUUGAGGCUCCAGAAAAUGCAGGCUCGGAGAAAGAGGUUGCUACUGUUGGAGGUGACUCUACAUUCCAAAGUACUCUCGUCCCGGGAACAAACGAACAAAAGUCAACAACCUCAGCAGCGGAUGGCAUCAAUCUCUCCCCAGUCCAUGCCGAAGACUUCGGAAUAGAAAAGCACGGGUUUCGCCUGCCUCCGCCCUUCUAUCCGAAGCGGUCUCCGCCACCAGCCAUCUCAACCGAUUUCUCUUCCGCGAAUGAGAAAGAUAUCGCUUCGGAAGAGACCUCGCAGUCCGUUGAGGAAGAGGAUGGCAGCAACAUGAGCCAGCAGUCUUCAGCUGAGAAUCAUGUAACCCUCAAUGCUGCUGCGCCAACCUUCCAUGCUCAUCCAACCCCUCCCACCGAUGUCACCACCUCUCCAACAGAGUCGUCUUACAAAGGGUAUGAUCUAGCCCAGUCGAUCCAUUUGCAACAAGAAUCUACACUGCCUACUGAUGAUACCCUGUCUCCUAUACAACAACCCUAUCAAGGCUAUGAUAUUAGCCAGAACAUCUCAUUCUACGCACCACCUCAAUCAUCGGAUGACCCGUCUUCUCCGGAUCACUCCAUUUAUCAGGGGUAUGCUUACGCACCUGCGUCUUAUGAAUAUUCUCCGCAGUCUCAUCCGUCUCAGCACCCCAUUGACCUUCCACACGGUACCCAAGUCGGUGUUCCUUAUGAACAAACCUAUGAGCCACAACCGCCAUACUACAGCAAUCAGUCACCCCAUCCUAUCUUAGGAAGUCAACCACCGCUCACUCCUUCUAGGACACCACUGGAUCCCUCAGCCCAGCCAUGGAGCUGUUCCAACGGACCGCCGACGACGCCCUUCAGCUACGGUUACAUGCCCUCAUUUCAUCCGCAACCAACGUCUGAAUCAUGUUUUCCCUCAACGUCUCAUGAAAUCUUGAAGUCGGAUGAGUUUGCUCGGGAGGCUGAUGUUGUCGACAACACGCCCAAGCCGGUCCAAUUAAACGUCGUUGAAAAGAAAACAGCCCAACUGCUCAGAGAUUCCUGGCGCAAUCUAAACGAUUGUAUGUCGAGUCACGUGCCGCUGGUUGAACAUCUACUACAACAAUUCAACAAUGAGGAGUACGCCGACUGCCAGUUGACUCUCGUACACGAGAAUCUUCGGUUUGAGAAAAUAACGUGGUCACUCAGUAGCCUAUUGCUCGCCCAAAGCAACAAGUUACGGGAUCUACUCAAGUCAGCCGGUCAGAGCGCAGAGGGGAAGAGACGCCUAGAGAUAAGACUAACCGAUCGCUUUGUAACGCCGUGGGCCAUGAAUUCAGCACUUCGAGUCCUCUACGGCGAGCGCCCAGAGAUGUUCACGCUCGCUAUGAUCCACAGCACUUUCGACGCAAAUGCUGAAACGUGGGCUUUCCAAAUGGAUGCAUGUCUGGCUUUUACUGCGGCUGGCCACGUCCUAGGUUUGGAGAACGUUGUCUUGAAAGGUCUGCAAAUCGCACAUUCCAUACUUGAUUGGGAGAACCUGGAGAACGCGCUCUCAUUUGGUCUGGAAAGCGGACCCAAUCGUGGAACCAGCGCCUCGGUUGAUGUGAUUCCUCUCUCUUCCUAUUCCACAGUGUGGCCACGCGAAAGCGAUCAUCCUUCUGCUCUCAACCUGACCCCACCAUCGUCAAGCACAGAAUCCCGGCCAGAACACUCUGAUCAGCCCGGCGCUAGAGAUGAAGGCAUAUCGUCUGUCAAUUCUUACACAGCAGAGGUUCGCAGUGCAUGGGAUCUGCAAAUGCGUUGCCUUCAAUGGAUGGCAUCCAACCUUGACGACUUCUGGCAUUUCGAUCCGUCUGCCAGACCGUUGGCCGAAGUCGAUCGGUUGCCUACGACCGCGGAGAGCCGUUCACCCUUGUUCAAGUCCCGUCUGAGCCGGAUUCAAUUCGGCGAUCACCCUUCUGAGUUGCAUGCCAAAGCAAGCAAUCGCAAUUUUCUUGUCUCUAGCAUCGUGCUCUCUCUACCAUUCGCGGCUUUAAAGUACCUGCUCGAAGUUGGGACUCAACCUAUCUCGCGUCAAUUACAUGCGAUAGUAAAAGAGCGAGAACGAAGACGCCAGAUUGUGCUGCAGAGUAAGAGCGUGCCAUGGAGUCAACGACUGACCGCUAGAGAGCAUGAGUGGGCAGAGGUCGGAUACACAGAACGGGUAGAAACGACUGGCGAUGGACAAGUCUCUCUGGCGAGAUGCUUCACCGGCAUCGAUCGACAGGCGUCUGAACCAAGCACGCCAGACAAGCAGAAGAGAUAG